AAUCAUAAAAAAACGUAUUCUUUUAUGAUACACACCCUUAUCAAUAUGUCAGUAUUUUUCAAUUCAAGUUAACUUGUUUUUAAAUGUAUGGUAUACUGCUUUUUCCUUAACAUGGGGAACUUUUUAGUCCAACAUGUUUCUCUGUACAAACAUUAGCAAAACAUGCUGAGAACGGGUUAAAAAGAUUUUUGCUACGCCAAACGCACACGUAGUUUUGUCAAUACAUAAUCAAUAAUGGCAUCCAAGUAUGGUUACUUUGAUGAAAAGAUAGAUCGAUUGCGCAUGCUGGCAUACAUUACAGAACGAAGACUAACAGCUUUAGGAAAACAACAAUGUAGAAGAUUCUCUUUUGAGUUGUUACCAAAUAGAUAUGAUGUUAUUACAAAAAUAUUUGAUGACCCUAACCAGUACCAUCCAGUCUUGCGGGUCAUGUGUUUGUUUUUGUUUCGAUAUUCUCCAAAUCAAGCAGACCCGUUAAACAAAAUCAACAAAGUUUUGGAGAAAUGUGACUUUAAGUCAGAAGUUAUAGCAGAGGAAGACUUAUACUGGCCCAAAGAAAUUGUAUCAAAUGAUGAUGAUGCUGAAAAGGAGAAAAGUUUCAACUCUGACCGAGCCGUACGUAAAAGAGUGUAUUGGGAGAUUUCAACAAAAUUAGCCAGGCAGUGCCGAUAUUUAGCUCAUUUCCUCCUCCAGUUUACAGACGUGGAAAACAUUUACAUCGAUGCACCAAAUGAUGUUACUAAACGAAUAUUGGGUGUCUUUAAUUGUUGGGAAAAAAGAACGGUAGAAGAGUUUAAAACAUGGGAGAAUCUAAAUGGAGUAUUAAAAAUGUUGGAAAGUCCUGUUCAAUUGGGUGAAAUAAAAGAUCUUGAUGGCAAAAUAAUAUGCCGGUCUGUGUAUCAAAACACAGCUUCUAGUAUUAUUGUCAACCUGCAAAUGGAAGACGACAUCAAUAAUAUCAAAGUUGAAAUGCAAGAACAAGGAGAAGAUUCCUUCAUUGCGAUGGAAGAGAAUAGAGAAUAUAAAGAACGGAAAUUUGGAAAUAAUUUUUAUUUCAUCUUUAAUGAAAAAAUUAUAAAGAAUCAAUUGAUGUUUAAAAUUUUGGAUAGUAAUGGCAAAAAAUAUUCACUUUCAAUUCCAAAUAUUCGUGCAGCGCUUUCAGAGCACCAGUCAAGUCUUAAUGCAUUGACUGUUGUCGUGAAAAGCCAUUUCAGCGUCGAAGUUUGUGAAGCAAUAGAAGAUUAUAUAGAUGAAUUAGUCUUACCUCGAGAAAUAUGGUAUAAUUGUGGUGGGGGCUUGAAAUCAAAAGUUAGUUACCAAGAAUGGCUGAAGGUGAGCAAAUCAUACACCAAGGAUUAUUAUGGACACCCGACAGAGAACACGAUUAGAAAUGUUCUUAUCUUUCCUCCAUAUUACGUGAUGCGUGAUAAAUUUUCAAAACUUUUGCAUUGGUCAAAGGUUUUUCUGAAGGGAGCAGCCGCAUUGGGUGGUGGAGUCGGAGCGGUGUUGUGGCAUUAUGAUGCAAUUAGUCAUCUUAAAUUCAUGCAGCUUUCUGAUUUGAAAGGUCUUAUCAGCGACCAUUCUAUCGACUACAGAAAGAGGAUUUUGUUAAUUUGUCCUAGCCCUUUGAUGAUAUUCAACAUCAGAUAUACUGAUGAAAAGGAUGUCAGCUCUAUCAACGAAGAAAUAAGAAAUGGAGACGAGGAUAUUAAACAUCUGGCAGUCAUUUUGAACAAUAGCGUCGUAAAAAGCCCUACGACAUUUGCAAAUGUUGUUGCUGCUCCUAAUUUUAUCAAACAAACAGAUCAUUUAAGCUGCGCUCAUUGCCAUAUCAUGGAUGUCCUGAAUUUAACAGACGAAGAGGCUAGCGUAAGGUACCUUAACGACUUAGUGACGAAAAUCAGCAAGAGCAGCGUUGAAGAUCAUCGCUCAACAUCACAGGAUAGUUUUAUGAUGAUUCUAAGCUCUAUAACGGCCUUCAUGGCAACCAGGCAAGCUUUUUCUCACGGCAAUUCUAAAAGUACUGUACCAUCCUUAAAUCACGGAGGAAAGGAACAAGUUAAAUCAAUGUUUGUACUUACUCCAGAUCAACUAAAGGUGAUACACAGUGAGGAAACCAAAAAAAUUGUACUUGGGAAUUUCGGGUCGGGUAAAACUUUAGUUGGUGUGUAUCAGCUACAAGCUUUGUUGGAAUUAGCAACGAAAGAGACGGUGAUCUACUACAUAUCCUGGAGUGACACAAGUCCGUUGACAACAGAUGUCAAAAGAUUUCUAUUCUCCAUUCUUCAACUUGAAGUUUCUUGCGAGGAUGACAUUGCAGAGUACUUUCACGUCGGGAAGGUUUCCGUGUACGUGAAAAGAAUUGACGAGUUGUCUCAGAUGUUCGGCUUAUUAUAUAUUCCUUCACUGUCCUAUUUGUUGGAUUUGCUGCUUGAAAAGCAUUAUGACGUAAUAGUGCACCUUAUCAUUGACGAGUUUGAUGGUGAAUCGUUGGACAUGCAGGAGGCUGUGGCGAUAAGGGAGCGUUUGGAAAGUGAUCAGAUGACCAGAUCAUGUAUCCUACUUCUUCCGCAUUCUUUGGAAAAGCGAAGAACAUUCGUAAAUUAUGGGGAAAAACAGCAACACCAAAAAUAUAAUUACAAAAUUACUGGAAUGAAAGUUUUUGAGCUAAAAAAGUGUAUGCGAAUAACGCGAAACAUAUGCGAGAUCUUAAAGGUUUUCCAAGAAGAAGCCUGUCAGAAAAUUUCAAUAAUUAAACACCAAGAAUUACCAGCAAUUAAUUCAAAAGAAACAACGGAAAAAAAUGUUCCAGGAGCAAUGAAAAAAAAAUCAGUGGGGCGACCGUCAAUUCCUCAACCACCUUCAACUGUAACGGAAACACAGGAACCGGAAACUAAGCCAACGGAAAAAGAAAUACUGUACGAAAGAACAAUGGAAAUCGACUAUAUUGCUUCUAAAAUCGAUACGUCACAUUUUAGCGGUAAUAUUAAAACUGAAACAUCGUAUGUGUAUCGAAAUUUCAAGAUCAUUGGUCAUAAUAUUGAUGGACAGUUGCCAUUAUCUAUCAACAUCAAGUUUAGUUCUAAGGAAUACCACGAGGGUGUUGCUGUUUUAUCACUCGCACUUAAAGCUUACUGUUUUAAAGAAGAUUGUGUUCGACUUAUCUUAGUAGAGUCUGAAUACCAUCAAAGCAUUAUCGAAAAGGCACUGAGAGUGUUGAGUAUUAAUUAUCUUUCUUGCGCUUUGCACACUAACUGGAAGAUUGUCGACAAUGACAAUAAGAUAAUCAGUGUUCUGCCGUCCCACUACACGCUGAUUACAAACCAUCAAGGUUGUAGGGGAUUAGAAGCAGAGGAAGUCAUUGUUUGUGUGGACGGAAACGACGAGCUGCGUCAUGUUGUUGUUGAAAACAGCAGCAGAGCUACAUCAAGGCUUGUUUUUAUAUGUCUUGAUGAAUCAACUGAAGAUGUUGAGGACAAUGUAGAGGGAACAGUGCAGAACACAUUGCAUCGUUUACAGAUGGAACAGAAGAUUGAUUCAAUAAAGGUGGAAACAUAUCUUGAUGAAUACACAUCAACACCGUACAUAGAACAAAUUGAAGGAUGGAAUGGAAAGGAAUGGGCUGCUGAUUAUAGCAAAAGUUUAAGUGAACAUGAAGCGCGCCAAUCAAGAAAUACAUGUAUCAGAACAGUACUGAAGAUUAAUACUUCAGAUGAUGGUACGUUGUAUGAAGAAUAUUUGGAAAAGAUUAAGUUACAGAAGAAUUUGGAUGGAAACAAAAAUAUGAAGCUUAACUUAUCCAUGCUCAGAAGAUAUGAACCACCAGUUCCAGUCCAAGAUUUAAAGUGUGUAUAUAUAAAUGAAACUUCCUGCAAGUUAACAUGGACAAAUGAGUUUUGUGAAUACACCGUUUUGAUGACAGAGGAGAAUGAUCGGACAGAAACUUUGGCAGUAAAAAUAAAGCAAUCAAGUUGGACAGUUACGACCGUGAAGGAAAAUGCGUCAUAUUACUUUGUAGUAAUUUCAGAGACGAUCGUUGGUAAAGAGGAGUCUAACAUACAUUAUACUCACGUAGAUGACGAAGAUGAUUUGGAAACUUGGGAAGGUCUCACAGCCGAAAAAACAGCGAAAGUGGGUAAAAUCAACAGUGAUAAGGUGAAAGACGGAGGGAAUGAAGUUUCAGAAGAGAGCGAAGACGAAUGGACGAAAGGACCUUUCGAUGAGAAUGAUCUGGUUAAUGAAGGAAAGGUUGAAGCGAGGGGCGAUGAAACAGAAUCAAGUGACGACGACAUGGGAUUUGAACUAUUUGACUAAUUUGAAAGGAAUCAACCACUCAGAUAAAGAUCGAAUGAAAAACGUAAAAACAUAAGACAACGACUAACAUUCGCCAUCCUCAGCUGCACUGGGAAUUUACAUAAUGAAUACAAACAAAUGAACAGCAAAAUGCAAAGUUACUUAUCAAGUUUGACAAACAAUGAGAAGUUUAAAUUAAAAUUGUAGAUAAAAAAAGUAAAUAGGAAUAUAACGCGCCUUCGCUAAUUAUA
This is a messenger RNA of Hydractinia symbiolongicarpus, 4544 nucleotides long. RefSeq lists its product as uncharacterized. The record is from RefSeq and is a predicted model, not a curated record. NCBI's taxonomy places the organism in Eukaryota, Metazoa, Cnidaria, Hydrozoa, Anthoathecata, Hydractiniidae. The transcript is spliced from 11 exons. Bases 235 to 4314 code for a protein of 1359 amino acids. Gene Ontology annotation, molecular function: protein binding.